Messenger RNA from Serpula lacrymans var. lacrymans S7.9, 751 nucleotides. RefSeq lists its product as uncharacterized. The record is from RefSeq and is a predicted model, not a curated record. NCBI's taxonomy places the organism in Eukaryota, Fungi, Basidiomycota, Agaricomycetes, Boletales, Serpulaceae. The transcript has 4 exons. Bases 1 to 543 code for a protein of 180 amino acids.
AUGUCCGAAGAACCAACGUCUUUCCACAUUUACAGGGAUGGCUGGUUUUUCAGCGGCGAUCGAUUUGUUAAGGCCGCAGAUAGGUCGACGAUAUUAUAUCAUGUAAAAGGUGUUCGGACGGUCUCAAGAUGGGAACUUGCCUUGUGUGCGGGAGGCAAAGAUGGUCCUCCAGUUUGCCGAAUACGAAAGACGUUUACAGAAUUCAAGUAUUCCGAAUACAUCUGUGAUGAUUCCCCAGAGACCCUUAGUGUCACAAAUAAAGAUGGCUGGACCACUCAGCUGGAGAGGAGGAAGGGAGCGUUUGACGAAACGCACUGGUUUCAGGGACCAGAUAAUAAAGAAUACCGAUGGAUGCCAAUGAAAUCAGCCAUUUUGCGGAGUGACCUCCAAUGUGUUGACGCUCAAGAUAGCAUCGUGGCGAAUUUUCGGGUCACGAUAAUGGCCGUGUCCAAGGACGGGGAACUCCGUAUCUAUCCUCCUGGGCGAUUUAUGGCCGAAUCACUCAUUGCCACUAGCUUGGCUAUACGAACUCCUGAACAGUAAUGGCCUGCGAACUUCUUUUCGAUGUCAUGACACCUAGCCAGCGCCUUUCAGUGAUUUCAGUAAUCUCAUCCUCGGAGUCUCCCUCUGCCUACCGGUAAUAUGCGGCCUACCAUAUUCAUUCUCUUGACAAGAAGAGGCAUGACUGAUUGACUGCGGUCGAAGUUCGUGACCAUAUCUAGCUCAAAUGCUCCACUGUUCUAGACAAGAA